Molecule: messenger RNA, 1027 nt
Organism: Candoia aspera
Lineage: Eukaryota; Metazoa; Chordata; Lepidosauria; Squamata; Candoiidae
Gene: LYPD6B
Product: LY6/PLAUR domain containing 6B
Exons: 4
Coding region: 183-707 (174 amino acids)
Molecular function (GO): acetylcholine receptor regulator activity
Source: RefSeq, a predicted model, not a curated record
GCUUAGCUUUGCAGUGCUGGUAUUUCUCUAAUGACCAUCAUUCCAUCAACAGUGUUAGGAGGCUAAUAUUGUAGAAAUUAUGCUAAAUAUACCCAGUCCUCUUUCUCUUUUUAUAACAAAGUGGCGUUUCUCUCCUUUUCUCACUCCCCCCUUCCUUUUAGGUAUGAGAGCAUUAAGCUCUGAUGUACAUUAACGGCAUGCCAUUACUCUGUCACAUGCUGGCUGUAGCUUUUGUUCAGAUCCUCAUAGUUUCAGGCAACUGGGUUUUAGCCAAGAACAUCAACUUCUAUAAUGUGAGACUUCCAGUAGACCCUACUCCAUUUCCAAGCAGCUUCAAGUGCUUUACUUGUGACAAAGUUAUUGACAAUUACAACUGUAACAGAUGGGCUGAAGAUAAAUGGUGUCCUCAGAACACUCAGUACUGUUUAACAGUCCAUCACUUUACCAGUCAUGGAAGAAGCCUCUCUGUCACCAAAAAAUGUGCUACCAGGGAAGAAUGCCAUUUUGUUGGCUGCCAUCGCUACAGAGAAACUAGUCAUACAGAAUGCAUUUCCUGCUGUGAAGGGAUGAUCUGCAAUGUAGAUAUACCAACAAAUCACACAAAUGCUGUUUUUGCAGUACUGCAUGCUCGGAGGACAUCAGGAUGUAGCAGACAAACUAUUAGUAUCCUCUUGCUGGUCAUAGUCACCAUGGUUUUCGUGUCAUGACGUGACUCUUCUCAGUCAGAAGGAAUUUGUUGUCUGGAACUCCAUGAAGACAGUCUCUGAUGGAGAUGAAGAAGGAGUUCUAAGAGGUCCGUUGUAUGGAUAAAAGCACUGCUGUGUAUUUGAAGACUGCUGCUCAUAUGGUAGUGAAGACACUCGCAGAUACUGGUGCCAAGGAAAUUGAGCAGGUUGGCCAAAUAUUAUGUCAACUUGACUAGUUAUCAGAAAUAUCAGAAUUCCUUGUGUGGAACCAAGAACAGUUUGUGCUUUGACGCAUUAUUGUAGCAAGUUAUUACCAUACAAUUUUGAAGUAUUAAAAUUGU